AAAACCCUAUAAAACACCACUCAUUCUUCCCCUUCUCCCACCACCAAUACCCCAAAAUCCCUUCAUUUUUCUUGUGAAGAAAAACCAAAGAAGGAUCCAAAUGGCUUCCAAAGCUACAGCCUCUCUUGCUUUCCUUCUUUCUCUCAAUCUCCUUUUCUUUUCCCUCGUCUCAGCUUGUAAUAAUUGCUAUGUCCCUGCCCCACCCAAGCCAAAGCCAUGCCCUCCAGUGGUCAAGCCCAGCCCUUCAUCUGGCUAUGGAAAAUGCCCUAGAGACACCCUUAAGCUCGGUGUCUGCGCCAAGCUGCUCGGUGGCCUUGUCGACAUUACGAUCGGCAAGCCCCCAGUGACCCCAUGCUGUAGUUUGAUUGAAGGUCUUGCUGAUCUUGAAGCUGCUGUCUGCCUUUGCACUGCCAUUAAGGCUAACCUUUUGGGCCUCAACCUUAACCUUCCUGUCUCCCUUAGCUUGCUCCUUAAUGUUUGCCAAAAGAAUGUUCCCAAGGGAUUCCAGUGCUGAGUUUAAUUAACCAGUACCUUCUCUA
This is a messenger RNA of Benincasa hispida (wax gourd), 539 nucleotides long. RefSeq names its product putative lipid-binding protein AIR1. The record is from RefSeq and is a predicted model, not a curated record. NCBI's taxonomy places the organism in Eukaryota, Viridiplantae, Streptophyta, Magnoliopsida, Cucurbitales, Cucurbitaceae.